UAAAAAGAAUCACCACCAUUGGCCCCCUCGCCCUUUACCAUACGCACAGUCGGGAAGCCUUUCUUUGUCUAUCUGAAGUUACCAUUCUCAUCAUGGCUCUUCCCCAGCACCAGUUUCAACAACACCACCAACCUCAGCAGCAGCCUAAAAAUUUGAGAAAUGUAUACGCAAUCGACGGCCAGAUUUCUCCGGCAGUGGCGUAUUUGAAUCCUUCUAAUUUGCAAGAUCAAUCUCAGCAUCCUCCCUAUGUUCCACCUUUUCAUGUGGUGGGGUUUGCUCCCGGUCCUGUCAAUGAUGGUAGUGAUGGGGGAUUUGAAUUGCAAUGGAAUUAUAGACUGGAACCCAAGAGAGAGAGAUUGAAGGAGCAAGAUUUUUUGGAGAAUCAUUCCCAGAUUUCAUCCGUUGAUUUCCUACAACCGCAAUCAGUUUCAACUGGGUUAGGGUUGUCUCUUGACAAUGCUCAUGUUUCGUCUUCCGGUGACUCGGCUUUGUUAUCGCUUAUUGGUGAUGAUAUUGAUAGUGAAUUACAGCAGCAGCAUGUAGAGGUUGAUAAAUUCCUUAAAAUUCAGGGUGAUCGACUACGGCAAACUAUCCUAGAGAAGUUCCAAGCUGACCAACUUCAAAGUAUCUCCCUUGUUGAAGAGAAGGUUCUUCAAAAGCUUCAUGAGAAAGAAGCAGAGGUGGAGAGCAUUAAUAAGAAGAACAUGGAACUUGAGGAACGAAUGGAACAGUUGUCUAUGGAAGCAGGUGCAUGGCAGCAACGGGCCAGAUACAAUGAAAACAUGAUAAAUGCCCUUAAGUUUAAUAUUCAGCAAGUCCAUGCUCAAAGUAGAGAUAGUAGAGAAGGGUGUGGUGACAGUGAGGUGGAUGAUACAGCUUCAUGCUACAAUGACCGUGCUAUCAAUUUUCACCUGCUUUGCAAGGAUAAUAAUGACAUGAAGGAGCUGAUGAUUUGUAAGGUUUGCAGAGUGAAUGAAGUUUGCAUGCUUUUGUUACCUUGUAAGCAUCUCUGCCUCUGUAAGGAUUGUGAAAGUAAGAUUAGUUUUUGUCCCCUGUGUCAGUCCUCCAAGUUUAUUGGCAUGAAAGUCUAUAUGUAAUGGGAUAAUAUGAAAUUUAAUGCUACCUAGUGUAAUACUCA
Messenger RNA from Populus nigra (black poplar), 1138 nucleotides. Its product is annotated as probable BOI-related E3 ubiquitin-protein ligase 2. The transcript is spliced from 4 exons. Bases 93 to 1097 code for a protein of 334 amino acids. Gene Ontology annotation, molecular function: ubiquitin-protein transferase activity. The record is from RefSeq and is a predicted model, not a curated record. Lineage: Eukaryota; Viridiplantae; Streptophyta; Magnoliopsida; Malpighiales; Salicaceae.